AUUUGUGAUAAAAAAUCUCCCUUUCGCCCGGCGGACAAAUUAAUUGGAAAAAUAACUACAAGUAUUGCGUCACUGCCAAAAAGUUUGGGGAAAACAUAGCUGCAAUACGUCAUAACCAACGUCAAAUCCAAAAUCCAAGGGCAUCUAAUCCAGUCUAACCUCAAAAAAACCUAGCAAACUUGGGUGCUUUAUCGAGCCCCACAUUGCACCAAUGCAGCCUUAAAUCGCCUAACCCACGUUAUGUUUGAACAUAUUAUAAGGCGCUCAUUCAGCCAGUUGAUCAAGCCAAUCUUUAAAAUGAGGCCCGUCAGCAACAAACAGUGUUCGACCGCGUUCUCAACGGCCAAACUAUUCGACUUGGAAGCUGAGCGCUUGGUUUGGAUAGACAUGGAGAUGACUGGCUUGAACGUCGAUCAGGAUAAAAUCAUGGAAGUAGCUUGCAUAGUGACCGAUACCGAUCUGAACAUUGUCGCUGAGGGCCUAGAAAUCGUCAUCAACCAGCCGAAGGAGACUCUGGAUAACAUGCAUGAGUGGUGCGUGAAACAGCAUGGAAAGACUGGACUAACAGAGGCCUGUCUCAAAUCGCAAACUUCCCUCGAGCAAGCUGAGGACUCCAUCAUGGAUUUUUUAAGGGCACACGUGACACCCCACUGCAGCCCUUUGGCAGGGAACAGCGUUUACAUGGAUAGGUUCUUCCUUAUCAAGUACAUGCCCAAAGUACACGACUAUCUCCAUUAUAGAAUAGUGGAUGUUUCCACUAUUAAAGAGCUGUGCCGACGGUGGAACACUCCAGUCUAUAAAAGCGUGCCGAAAAAAGAGUUCCAGCACCGAGCCCAGUGCGAUAUCAAGGAGAGCAUCAAUGAACUGAGGUACUAUAAAAAUGCCUUUUUCAAAACCAGCUGACCUUAGGAGGAAUUUUAAAAAAAACACCUAGCUAUAUGCAAAAGAAUUUAAUAAAAUAGUAGGUACUUGAA
This is a messenger RNA of Dendroctonus ponderosae (mountain pine beetle), 974 nucleotides long. RefSeq names its product oligoribonuclease. The record is from RefSeq and is a predicted model, not a curated record. The coding region runs from base 241 to 903 and encodes 220 amino acids. NCBI's taxonomy places the organism in Eukaryota, Metazoa, Arthropoda, Insecta, Coleoptera, Curculionidae. Gene Ontology annotation, cellular component: mitochondrion. Gene Ontology annotation, molecular function: nucleic acid binding; 3'-5'-RNA exonuclease activity. The transcript has 4 exons.